Messenger RNA from Aspergillus welwitschiae, 942 nucleotides. RefSeq names its product protein kinase-like protein. The transcript has 4 exons. The coding region runs from base 1 to 942 and encodes 313 amino acids. Lineage: Eukaryota; Fungi; Ascomycota; Eurotiomycetes; Eurotiales; Aspergillaceae. Gene Ontology annotation, biological process: protein phosphorylation. Gene Ontology annotation, molecular function: ATP binding; protein kinase activity. The record is from RefSeq and is a predicted model, not a curated record.
AUGAAACACCGUGGUUACGUUACCCUCAAGAUAUUCAUCAAAUCUGCAUCUAUGGGAAAGCACUUGGAUGACGAGAUUCAGAUGUAUAAACGUAUCGAGAGGUGUUCGAGAUUCCACGCCGGUCGCAAUGCUGUCAGGAGAUUACUCGACUCUUUUGAUAUUGAUGGGCCCGAGGGUAAACAUCGAUGCCUGGUACAUCCUCCACUGUGGGAAAGUGUGCGGACAUUUCUGCACCGAAAUCCGGUGCGAAGGCUACCUGUGCCGGUGCUUGCAUUUGUGCUGAAGCGUGUGUUCCUGGCGCUGGAUUAUCUGCACACAGAAUGCCAGGUUAUUCAUACCGCUCCGAUCCUAUGUGACUUUGGAUCCGCCGUGCCUGGUGAUAUUGAGCAUUCGGAAGAUAUCCAACCUGAUAUCUAUCGCGCCCCAGAGGUGAUCUUGGAGGCUCCAUGGGGCUAUAAAGUGGAUAUCUGGAAUGUUGGGUGCAUGAUCUGGGAUGUCUUUGAGGGCGGAUCCUUGUUCACUGGCUACGACCCGGAAUUUCAGGCGUAUCGAAGUCGAGCACAUCUCGCUGAGAUCAUAAGACUGCUCGGGCCUCCUCCCCCUGAGCUCCUCGCUAAAGGGAGGCUUCGUCAUAAAUUCUUUUCAGAUGAUGGUGACAUUCUAGCUCAAUCCCUGUUAGGAGAUCGGAUCCCACUUGAGGAUAGGGAAACAUCCUUCGAAGGGCUGGAUAAAACCCGUUUUUUAAUCUUCGUACGAAAGAUGCUACAAUGGGAUCCAAACAAGCGUAGCUCUGCUAAAGAGCUGCUAGAGGAUGAGUGGAUCUGUGAGAACACCAGGCAGGGGGCUAAACAUUUACGCGUUAGGCAUUCCAAGACAGGAAAUCUGCCGAUAUUGCCUGACUGCCUCAGGAAUCAGCACGUGCUGGCAGCCGAAUCCGGUUAG